AUGGCAUCAUCCAUCAAGACAGUCGGCGUGGUUUCCACGGGUGUGAUCGGGUCUAGCUUUAUUGCCUUGUGUCUCUCGCACGGCCUGCGUGUGCUCGUCUGUUCCCCGUCCGGGUCUCCCGACACCGAGACUCGCCUGACGCAGUACCUCGAGCGGACAUGGCCGACCUUGGACCCCGCCUCGCUUCAUCCAGAGGCCAGUAUAACCAACUGGAAGUUCGUCGGCAGGUCACUAGAAGGAUACUUCGACCAGGUCGACUUUAUUCAGGAGAACACGCCCGAAAAGCUGGACCUCAAGCGCGCCAUCAUAGCCGAGCUGGACGCCGGCGCGCGGCCUGACACGAUCAUCGCGUCUUCGUCGUCGGGCAUUCCCGCGUCGCAGAUGAUUACAGACUGCAAGAACCUACCUGGUAGGGUAAUUGUCGGCCACCCGUUCAACCCACCGCAUCUGAUGCCCCUGGUUGAGGUGGUGCCACACCCGGACAGCGACCAUGUGAUCGCAGGACAGGCAGUGACCUUUUAUCAGUCACUUGGGCGCCAGCCAGUGCUGGUUAAGAAGGAACUGCCGGGAUUCGUGGCAAAUAGGCUGCAGGCGGUGUUGCUUCGUGAAGCUAUCAGCCUAGUCCUGGAUGGAGUGUGCUCUGCCGAGGAGCUUGACAACUGUAUGACGAGCACUCUUGCCCCUCGAUGGUCGGUAGCGGGGCCAUUCAUGACGAAUGUCAUGGGAGGUGGCGGCGACAAAAAUGGUUUCAAGCACCUGAUGAGCCAUAUAGCACCAACAACCCAGGUCUGGUUCGAAGACAUUGACAAGAAGAAGGUCAGCCUCGACGAGGAGAGCAUCGAAAAGGUGGACGCUAGCGUGCAGGAGAUGCUCAAGGACCUAGAUAUGGAAAGCUUCAAGAAACAAUGGAUCAAAUCUUUGGUCGAGCUGCAUGCCUGCUGGACACCUGCCCUCCCCUGA
This is a messenger RNA of Cryphonectria parasitica EP155, 960 nucleotides long. RefSeq lists its product as uncharacterized. Gene Ontology annotation, molecular function: oxidoreductase activity, acting on the CH-OH group of donors, NAD or NADP as acceptor; NAD+ binding. The record is from RefSeq and is a predicted model, not a curated record. Bases 1 to 960 code for a protein of 319 amino acids. Gene Ontology annotation, biological process: fatty acid metabolic process. The transcript has 3 exons. Lineage: Eukaryota; Fungi; Ascomycota; Sordariomycetes; Diaporthales; Cryphonectriaceae.